This is a messenger RNA of Eriocheir sinensis (Chinese mitten crab), 2932 nucleotides long. RefSeq lists its product as uncharacterized. Bases 798 to 1475 code for a protein of 225 amino acids. The record is from RefSeq and is a predicted model, not a curated record. NCBI's taxonomy places the organism in Eukaryota, Metazoa, Arthropoda, Malacostraca, Decapoda, Varunidae. The transcript is spliced from 2 exons.
GGAGGGGGAGGGGAAGAGUGGAGGAGGAGGAGGAGGUGGACGGGGCACUAGGGAAAGAGGAGAGGGAAGAGGAGGAGGGAUAGGAGGUUGUAGCAGUAGGAGGAGGAGGAGGAGGAGGGGCAGACGGAGGCAUCACAAGGGAAAACGGAACCUCGCGCCUGCUCCGUGUGUCUGACGUGCGGCCCAGCUGAUGGUGACGGGAGGCGAGGAGGGCGGGCAGCAGACGACGUGAGGGGGCCCGCGAGCCGCCUGCCAGGGAACGAAACAGCUUCCCCGACCCUGCCGCGCCUCAGUCUGGUCCUAUCGCCUCCUCGGUGUUCACUCCCUCCCUCUCUCUCCCUCUCUCUCCGUCUGUCCUUCCGUCUUGGGUGUUUGUUAGCGAAGGAGUGUGUUUGUGAAGGUGAUCUUUCGAGGUAAACAGCCAUGGCCACCACCGCCGCCACCUCAGCUAUCUACAGUCAGGUCUUUAAGAAAAAGUUGGCCGACGCGCUGCGGGUGGGCACGGGCGGCGGCCUCUGCUUCUGCGGCAUUAACGUUUACUUCAAGAACGACAAAUUCUACGACGACUGGGUGAUGCCGCUCUUCGGCCGCCUCGAGCCGGAGACGGCGUACGCGGUGGCGCAGAAGGCGGCCAAGUACAACCUGGUGUCCAAGGAGAAGCUGCAGCAGUCCAGACUACUGGUGAGUACCCAGCCGCUGGCGGGCGGCGGCUUGGAUCACGAGAAGACGCCCUUGCAGGACGAAGAGUCGAGUGUGUCGUUUGAGUGCGUGGAGUUCACAAGCCCGAGGAGGACCUGAUGGGCGCCCAAGGGGAUGCGGGGCGGCCGGGCGGCGGCGCUGUCUGCGAGGCGUCGCCUUCCAAAGCCUACGAUUCAGAGUUUGAGGUGGACGAGUCGUGCCUUGAGAUCUGCAUAGAGGACGAGGGCGGGUCGCUGCACCGCGAGGUUGGCACGUGCGAGGAGUGCCGCGCCUGCCCCCCCCACGGCACCGGAGAGCCCUGCUGCAGCAGCCACGGCGUGGGGCGCGUGCCCUCGCGGCGGUACCUGAGCGAGGCGGGUUACCCCAGCAGCGACCUGUCGUGCUGCGGGUCGCCGCGCGCUGAGAGGAACUGCGUCACGCCGGACUCGCCGUCCCUCAGCAUGCGCGUGAACAUCGCGUCGCCGCUCCGCAGCAGCAAGAUGUCCCUCGCCACCAUGAUCGACGGCACCAACCCGAACUAUGACCGCGACCACCUGGACGAGGAGGACGAGCUGCCGCUGGUGGACGAGGAGGACGCCGCCCCCGAGAACAACGUUCGCGAGGACCAGCGGCACAAACAGGCGAAGGACAAGGAUGACGAGGAUGACUAUGACGAUGACGAUGACGAGCUAAGGACACACGAGGCCCUGCUGCCCCCCGAGGACGAGGCCCCCUGUGGCUUCCGCGAGGGCGUGGUGGCAGUGGCACAUGACACCGUGCUCGUGGCCUCCAGCUAGACACACACACGUGGCGCCCCGCAACACACACACACACACACACACACAAACACACACACAUAUACACACACACACACACACACACCAAUCUCGCCACACUCGCACACACACUGAGUACUUACUAACUUUUGACUGACUUGCUGGCGUGCAUCUCGACAUAUCACACCAUCUUAUCGACUUCUUUUCCUGAUCCAUACCGGGAUUUCAUGGUUUUUCUCUUUCACGGUUUUUAUAUACGCAUUGGAAGCGCCUCGGCCAGCGUACAGGGUGCCCCGAGAAGGACAAGAGAAGAGGAGGAGGAGGCAGGAGGAGUCGGAGCCUAGGAGGAGUGUAGGAGUAGCUGUGAUGCAGUAUUAUAAUAGAAUGACCUUGUUUUGUGACGUAGACUACCUUGUGUAUACUACUAGUCUGGCCUUAGUGGUGUGUGUGUGUGUGUGUGUGUGUGUGUGUGUGUGUGUGUGUGUAAAAGUGAGAGGAUUAAAUUUAUAUAAAUGUCUUAAAUCAUUCGUUGUAUCAGAAUUUUAAAAAAAGUAGUAUUAUGAUUGUUGAAGUGUGUGUGUGUGUGUGUGUGUGUGUGUGUGUGUGUGUGUGUUCUUGCCCUGAAAGAAUAGUAUUAAUAGUGACCAUGAAACCUCUACAAUGUGCAAGCAAAAGUUGGCGGAUGAAGAGAAAAAGAAAGAGGAAGAGAGAAGGAGAAGGAGGAGGAGGAGGAGGAGGAGGAGGAGGAGGCAUCACAGGUGUACAGCCGUGCGUGGGCCACCCUGUUUCGCACCUGCCCGCCGCCACCUAUCUGCUGGUAACCAAGCUUUAAAAAUACAAGAAAAUAAAAUGAAAAUAAAAAAGGAAAAAAAAAAGAAGACAACAAAUAUUAUCUGCAAGGACGUGAAUGUGACGCUUAUUUUUCUACUUUACACCGAUAUGCAAAAAAAAAACCUUGACAUACAGAAGCAAAAAUAAGAUAAAAAAUAAAAGAAAAUACAUGCAAACAGAGAUACACAAAACAUGACAAAAAAAGAAUUAUAAAUAUCUGUACAUAAUAUUUAUAGCGAUAAGGGGAAGGAAAUAGACUGAAGGGAUUUUUUUUGUCGGUAAAGAGAAGAUUUUACAAAUAUUGAUAAUAUAUACGUAUAAAAAUGACGACGAUUAUUCCGAUAGCAAGAUAUAGCGUUUUAUUUUUUUUUAUUUUUCCUUAGAUUAUUAAUUUUAACAAGCUUGAUUUUUUUUUUUUUUUGUGUGUGUAUUUCUUGUUAUUAUUUUCCAGCAUGAGUAUUUUUCUAUCCUUGUUUCUACUGCACUCUUCAACACAUUAUCACUAUUAUUAUCAUUAUUAGGUGUUUUCAUUAUAUUUUACUAACUAGCAUUUUUUGCCGCUCCUUUUUCCUAGUUCUUUGUUUUUUAUCGCAGGAUUUUCAGAGCUCUUUUAAUUGACUUUUUUUUUCCUAACUACGAUUUUUUUU